UCAAAGCACUCCGACAGAGGAUAUCAGGGAGUGUGGAGCAAGAUGAGGAUUACUACCCUGUUUCUGUUGGUUGCCUUAGCAGCCAUGGUAGAGUGUUACAGUGUUAGCAAGUACAGCAGACGUUCCAUAAGGGAUCUCUUGGUGCGUUCCAAAAGAAGAUGGGUCUUGUCUACAAUUGAAUUUGAAGAGGAACAGGAAGCAAAGUACCCUGUAGAGAUAUCAAGGAUGUAUAAUGACAAGACUCAGGACAAAGACUUCAGGUUUGUGAUAAAUGGAGACGGUGUGCCAGAAGUGUUUACUAUCGAUGAAUCUACUGGAGCUGUCUUUGCACAUAAAAAAGUGGACAGGGAGAUAACUCCACUUUACCACAUCAAGUUUGAUGUCUUGGACAGAAAGACAGGGGAAAAAAUAGACAAGGAACUAGCGUUUGAUGUCGCAAUAAAAGACAUAAAUGAUAAUCCACCCAAGUUUACCAAUCCUGAAAUAACAACUGAUGUAAAGGAAAGCAUAAGAGACAGGUACUUGCCAGUUACAUUGGAGGUCAGGGACAUUGAUCAAGAAAACACACCGAACUCUGAAGUCACCAUCACAAUGCUUUCACAGACUCCACUAGAGCCAAAAAUUAAUGUGGAGCAGUCCAGUGGAGGACUGGCCCGACUCACCUUAAAAGGAUGUUUUGACUAUGAUAAAGCAAAUAAGUAUAAAAUUGUCGUAGAAGCAAAAGAUCAUGGAACAAAGCCAAAGGCUCUGUCCUCUACUGCUGUUGUUAACCUGAACAUUGUUGAUUCAAACACUCACCAACCAAGAUUCAAGGAGAGACAGUACAAAGGCGAAGCAAUGGAAAUGACCACCAACAGUAGUGUUUUGAGAGUUGCUGUAGAGGACAAAGACACGCCUAACACUGAUGCAUGGCGUGCCAAGUACUUCAUCAUUGCAGGGAAUGAGGAGGGAAUCUACAAUCUGGAAACGGAUCCAAAAACAAAUGAGGGUAUCCUGAGUAUCAUCAAGAAAAAAAAUUAUGAACACACAACUUUAAUAAACCUGCAGAUUUCAGUAAAGAACAUUGAAGACAUAUUUGUUUGUGCUGGUGCACGUCCACCUGCAGAUUCAGUCAACAUCACACUAAAAAUGAUUGAUACCAAUGAUCCACCAGAGUUUGAAAAAGUCAUAGCCAAUGUGUACCUGAAGGAGGAAGAGGAGCCAGGAAAGGUGCUUUUCACGCCAAAGGUUAAAGAUGUUGACUCUAACAUUGCCAGGUUUGUGCUCGUAGAUGAUCCAGCUAACUGGGUGGCCAUUGAUGGUAAAACAGGAGAAAUUAAAGCAACUAAGAAGAUGGACAGAGAGUCACCCUUUGUUGAUCAAGAGAAUGUUUACAAAGUCAUCAUAGCUGCAAUAGAUGAUGGUGAACCUCCAGCCACAAGCACGUGCACUGUCAAUUUCCACCUGCAAGACAUCAAUGACAACACUCCCAGGCUGCUCAACAAUAGCGUUGUCAUAUGUGGAAACAAGGAUAGUAAGGUCAUGCUGCGUGCAAAUGACUCAGAUGCCGAUCCUUACAGUGGACCCUUCUCUUUCUCUCUGGGGGGUGAUGAAACACUAAAGCAACAGUGGAAAGUAGAACCUAAGUAUGGUGAGGAAGUUGGCCUUGUUAGCCUGAAGACGCUUCCUUAUCGUAACUAUUCAAUUCCCCUGGUGAUUAUGGACCAACAGAACUUUGCUGGACAUGAAACUCUGGAACUGACAGUGUGUGAAUGUGACGAAAAUGGUUUUUGUCGUGGCAAAAAGCCUCUUUCAAGCAGUUUUGGAGCAGUUGGAAUUGGACUGGCUAUAGCAGGGUUGCUUGCAUUUUUGUUACUACUACUUAUGUUUUUGUGUGAGUAUGGACCAAAGAAGUUUGAGUGUGUGCCAGAAGAUGAGGGCAACCAGACUCUUAUUCCGUACAACCAAGAAGGCGGGGGCUCUCCAUGCACAGUGACUGAGCCCACUUUCUUCCAGACACCAACAGAUAAUAUAAUAGUCACUGAUGGACUCAAGCAAGCUACCAUGAAGCUAACCGAAACUGCCCCAAUAAUGACAUAUGACAUGGAUACAUACAACAGCUCAGCAUCUACCAUGUUUCAGUCACCAGGCAUGUAUCAACAAAGCGAAACUGUCAGAAGCCAUGGGGCGAGAAACACAAUGAGGUACUCUACAUGGCAAACAAACAGGACGAACACCUACCGGGGACGCUCAUCGAUUUACCAACAUUCUUUAAGCCUGCGAUCAGACCAACGCCUUGAAAACCAAAUCGACAGGAGCCUUCACAUGGUUGAUGGAAACCUUGUAGACUACCCAGUCGACCAACCCUGCACCUAUGCCUAUGAAGGAAAGGACAGCGUAUGUCAGUCACUGGAUGAGCUGUCAUUCAACAAUCUGGGAGAUGACUUGCAGUUUCUGGAUGAUUUGGGGCCAAAGUUCCAGACCUUGGGACAGCUCUGUAACCAGACAACUAAAAAAUAAAACAAGCAUACAGCUUUAAAGGGCAAAGCUAAAAUGUAAAUUUGACACCAGACAAGUCACUCCUUAACAUGGGAUUGAAAUUAUGGACUGAUCCAACAUCAUAUACAACCACUUUUUAAUCUUUUACUCAUAGAUUAUGGAUGUGCUUGCGUGAAGAUGGAAUUAAUGCACUGCACAGCCUGUGACGUACUGGUGUUUUUGAAAUGUAGUAACUUGGAAGGGAUUGGAUGUGUUUUAUUGUUUUUUUCAGAUUGCUAAAUAAGGUGUUGUCAGCUCAUUGCAAAAUAGUUGUUCAUUUGUUUGCUUUGUCAGGGCAGUAUUGUUAGGAAAUUAAACAGAAAUUCCUCUGUAGAAACUGGGGUGAUGUCUGCCACGUAUUUUUCAAGCGUGCUCAUUUGUAAAGGAAUAAAAGCACAGGAAUAAAAGGCUAUUGUUCCUACAAACUUUAUAAAUGUCUGUAGCCUAUUGUUAAUGAUUUAGUGACUUAGUGGUGUGGAAUUAACACUGUACAUCUUGCUACAUUAAAAAUAAAAUUUUCUCUUUUAUUUUUGUAUGCAUUUCAUAAUGUAUUAAUAAUAAACAAUUUUUAUAGCACAUUUCUAAGCCAGUUAUGAGAUACUUCAAAGGAUUUACCAAAAUUAGCAGCAAUAAAAAGACAUAGAAAGUGCAAUAAUAAAGAAAACAA
Messenger RNA from Archocentrus centrarchus (flier cichlid), 3184 nucleotides. It is a transcript of the gene cdh26.1, whose product is annotated as cadherin 26, tandem duplicate 1. Gene Ontology annotation, biological process: cell-cell junction assembly; homophilic cell-cell adhesion; cell migration. Lineage: Eukaryota; Metazoa; Chordata; Actinopteri; Cichliformes; Cichlidae. The record is from RefSeq and is a predicted model, not a curated record. Bases 43 to 2499 code for a protein of 818 amino acids. Gene Ontology annotation, molecular function: beta-catenin binding; cadherin binding; calcium ion binding. Gene Ontology annotation, cellular component: catenin complex; adherens junction; plasma membrane. The transcript is spliced from 19 exons.